Messenger RNA from Rotaria sp. Silwood2, 1572 nucleotides. The record is from the annotation of a GenBank genome assembly. NCBI's taxonomy places the organism in Eukaryota, Metazoa, Rotifera, Eurotatoria, Philodinida, Philodinidae.
AUGCAAUAUUCAUUUAUUCGAUUGAAUGAUUUACCUGACGAGAUUCUUAUAAUUAUUUUGAAAAAAUUACACAAUAUUGAAGUACUCUAUUCUCUAUUAGGUGUUAACAAACGACUUGAUACUAUCGUCUUAGAUUCAAUUUUUACAAGAAAUUUGACAAUAAGAAGAUCUUUUAAUGGUUUAAAUCAACUUCCCAAUGCAGUACUUGAUCGAUUUUGUCUGGAAAUUUUACCUAAAAUUCAUCAUAAAAUUGAAUGGAUUGAUGUUGAAUUCUCAUCUUUAGAACGUAUUCUUCUUUCAACAAAUUAUCCUAAUUUAAAUGGACUUGGUUUAUAUGAUCUUACAUCAGAAAGAGCUCGAGAUUUCUUUAUUGAUUCAAAUUUGUUAAUCUGUGCUUUCAAAAAUCAAAUUUCAUCACUUGUUAUUGAUAUUAAUAAAUAUGAAGGAUCAAGAAGUUCAAUCAAAGAUAUAAAUAUCUAUAUAUUUACACAAAUUUUUACUAUGUUCAGUAACUUAAAAUAUUUAAAAUUUGGUCCAUCUUCUUCUGUUUAUCAUCGAUUAACAUUAUAUCCAUCACUUCCAAAUGUCUUCUCUUCGACUCUGUUAGAAUUACAUGUUGUAUUACAUUCUUACAGCGAUUGUCUUUAUUUACUUGAUGGUCGUUUCAAUCAACUUCAUGCGUUAUCUGUUCUCAUUUGUUCUUUCUCUGGUCCUUUAUUAACGACAAUCAAUAAUGAAAAGAAACUUCCAAAUUUAAAAUGCUUCUCGUUUACUCAAAAUGGAAUGAUAUACAUCUACGAUACUUUUCUUGUUCCACUUUUACGUAGAAUGUCAAAUCUAGAACAACUUAGUUUAUAUUUUAUCGCUCCCUAUGGACCAAUUAUUGAUGGCGAUCAUUUGGAAAAGAAUAUUAUCAAUUAUAUGACAAAAUUGAACAAAUUCAGAUUUAGUAUUCAUUCAAGUGUUCUUCUUAAUGAACAAAUUUAUUUACCAUCAAAUGAAGAUAUUCAAAAAUCAUUCAGAAAAUUUAAAAAGAAUCACAUUAUAUCAAAUGUUGAUUAUUUUUCACAAGAAAAUCAAUAUCAUUGUCAUGUUUUCUCAUAUCCAUAUACAUUAACAUAUUAUGAUAACAUAACAAAUAAUUUUCCUGGUGGAUUAUUUAAAUGUGUUCGUAAAAUAUCACUAUUUGAUGAACGUCCUUUUGAACAUGAUUUUUUUAUUCAAAUUGCUCAAUGUUUUCCAUAUGUGGAAAAAUUAAAUUUGCGUAAUUGGCAACUACAAAAGAAUGAAAAUCAGCAAUGUUCAAUCAUAGAAUAUCCUCAUCUUAUUGAACUUGAUCUUGUUCGAGUUCAUGAAAAUUAUGUUGAACAAUUUUUAGAUAAUAGGAAAAUAUCUUUACCAAAUUAUGUUUAUCUUUAUGUAGAUUAUCGUAUUCUAGAUAAAGUAACACACAAUUUUACAAGAGAUGCAACAAGAAUGAAUUGUUCCAAAAUUAAUGAUCUAUUGCUAUUGAAUAAACCAGCAUUUGCUGUCGAUCUAAAAGACUAUUUUCCUCAUGCUAAAAUAGAGUGA